Messenger RNA from Pisolithus orientalis, 1410 nucleotides. RefSeq lists its product as uncharacterized. NCBI's taxonomy places the organism in Eukaryota, Fungi, Basidiomycota, Agaricomycetes, Boletales, Pisolithaceae. The record is from RefSeq and is a predicted model, not a curated record. Bases 1 to 1410 code for a protein of 469 amino acids. The transcript has 10 exons.
AUGGAAGUGGACAACCAAUGCUCUGAUGCAGCGGAGCCUCGAAUGCUUAUCUUAUGCUUCGACGGUACUGCAGGACAGUUUGAUUCGAAUAAUACGAAUGUGGUCAAGCUAUUUGGUCUUCUUCGCAAGGAUGCGAUGGACAAACAGCGGUGCUACUAUCAGCCAGGGAUAGGAACUUACUUUGAGCCUGGGGUCGUUUCCCCACUGGUUUCCUGGUGGGCAAAAAUCAUGGACGAAGCCAUUGCGUGGUAUCUCGACGGGCAUGUCAUGGAUGGAUACAAGUUCUUGAUGGCUAAUUAUCGCACGGGGGACAAGAUAUGUUUGUUCGGAUUCUCUCGUGGUGCCUAUACGGCCCGAGCACUCGCUGGGAUGUUGGCCAAAGUUGGAUUACUCCCACGUGACAACCUGCAAUCCGUUACGUUUGCGUACAAUUACUACAAACGAGAAGAUAAGAAGGGCAUUGCAUUGGCCAAGAAAUUCAAGGAGGAGUUUUGCCAGGAAGUCGAUGUCGAAUUCGUUGGCGUGUGGGACACGGUACAGAGCACUGGAAUCCUUAUGAGCCGAAGCCUGCCAUUCACGGAUUCAAACACGUUCGCCACUACCUUCAGACACGCUCUCUCACUUGACGAGCAUCGUGCCAAGUUCAGACCCAAUCUCUAUCACCGACCCAUGAAGAACCAGAAACCCAGUUUAGCUCAAAAGGCUACAUCGGGAGUUACUCGAGUGUUUAACCUCCUGCGUGGCAAACAUCAUGUGUCCUCUGAAGGCGAUAACCCAGCGGAAAACGGGACAUCUGAACCAGGCCCAGAGCGGCCUGCGCUGCCAGAAACGGACGUCCUAGAGGUUUGGUUCGCAGGGUGUCAUAGCGAUAUCGGGGGUGGGAACGUAGAGGAUGAUGUAAAAGUCUCUUUAGCCCAAAUUACGUUACGAUGGAUGGUCGAACAAGUCAUUGCUUCCGACUGUGGUGUCCUGUUUGAAGAUGAGGGUCUCCAAGAGCUUGGUAUCCCACCUCGCCCUAUGCCCGGGAAAGCAGGAAAGAAUGGGGCGGAACCUAUUGCGUCCGCUGUCAAACAAAGUGACGUGAAAGACGUGACGUCCUCCUCUGACAGUCUUGUGGGACCAUCUCCCUCAACGAGUGUGGCUGAUCCAGAGUUCAAGGAUGCCAUCGCACCCUUGUUUGACGAAUUGCAGAUCACCAAGGCCUGGUGGCUGCUUGAAAUCAUUCCUUUGCCUUUCUCUUGGCAAGACGACAGCGGCAGAUGGCACGAGAGAUGGAGUAUCCAUUUUGGCAAGGGCCGAAUAAUCCCAUACCAACGACCCUUGUUUCAUCAUACCGUGAAGUUGCGCACGGACUACGUGCCGCUCAAAUACAAACCACGCGCUAUAUACAACGACGAAAUCUACGUUUGA